AUGAGAAGUAAAAGUCAUAAUAAGGCCAAAUCUCUACACACUGUCCAAGAGGUUUCAAACACCAACACAUUUUUUAUUAGUCGAGUCACUCAAAGAUCAUUUAUAAAAAGUAUCAUUCCUCCACUUUAACUUCCUUAAUUGCCCCAGAUUCAGGUUCCAGCUUCUUUGACUGGACGAGUUGUAGCAAGAAAAGUGAUUAAGGCUACUUAAUUAAAGACUUAAGAAAGUGUUCAUGAGAAUGAGAUUAAACAAUAGCAAUCAAUAUUCAAGUUGGUUGCUUCAGCAGAAUUUAAAAAUAUCAUUACCGAAGAGAAGUCUAAAAAAGAGGAGGAUAAGAAUUUUACGUUGGAUGGUCCCUUGGAAUUUAAAAAAGAAUGGAGGAGCAAAAUCUUUAAGAGGAAUCCUAAUAUUGAAGGGUCUAUUGAUUAAAUAGAUGAAAAUCUGAACAUGAAAAUGUUUCUGAAAAAGAUCAGGUAAAUCAUUACUACCAGUCACAUUUAACAUGAUGAUAUUCAUACUAACGAGAAUAGCUUUUUGUCAGAUAAGUUCAAAACCUAGAUGACAAGUCCUAGAUUUACAUUUACUAAUCAUCUUUCUACGAUUUAGUUUUAGAACUAGGCAACUCAGUUGUAGAAGGCAGGAACCAUUGUGUCUCAAGUCUUAGAGGCUAUCGAAGAGAAGAAAGCUGAGAUUCAACCAUUGCCAUAGAACAAUCGUCGAAAAUUAACAAUAUCCGUAUGUAGUCCAGAGAACGAAGUAGGAAUAUUCUCUUUCAGUAUACCAGAUUAUGGAUAGCGAUUACAAGAGAAUGAUGAGAUUCAAGAGUACAGUGACAAGCCUAAACAUGUGUUGAAGUAAGCUUUGCAAUUUGUAAGUAAAUACAAAUUCAUUGUAGAUCUCCUCAUAACCCAAGAAAAUGACAACCAAGUUUUCGAAAUCUAUUCUUAAGAUUGUUGGAGUUACAGAAUAAGAGAAUUAGCAAGAGGAUGUCCACCAAUAUUAUAACAUAUAAAAAGUAAUUAUUUUAUGAAGUAAGACUAGGAGGUUCAUGAAGAUGUACUUGCAAAAUAAGAUGUCUCGCACAUUCACCAAAUUGGAGGAGAAUAUCCUAUUGCAUUUGCAAUUAAUACAAGAGAAAAGAGGUUCCAUCUCCUUCUCGAAACCAAAUGAAAGUCAAUAGUCUAGCAGAGUCUAUUCUUGGUGUACUAAUCCUGCUAAUAGUAAUCACGAAUCACUGUCUAAUCCAACAUUCUAAAUUGAAAUCGAACCCAAUCGUUUCCUAUUAUCGUAAAUCUAUUAACAUGAUUAUUCAUUUGAUAAUUCGGAAUUUGGUAAUCAAAGUUUCAGCAGUGAUAAUCAAUUUUAAGAUAUAUUGCAAUGUUCAUCCUAAAUAAAAAUUGUUAAUCUAAGCAAUCACAUUUAAUUCAUUGUAAAUACAUUAGAUUGCGAAGAUAGAAACAUGAUGUUGCAUGAUUUCAAUUUCUAAAUUGAUACAAAAUUUAUUAAUGAUCGCCUUAAUCCUGUUCUCGAUGAUGGUUAAAUUAUUAGAAAGAUUAAUUCUUAGAUGAGGUAUCUUAAAAAAAGUGAUCAGAUUAAGGUUUCAAAACUUAUGUUUUUUCAAUAUAAUAGCAUUUUGACAGGAGAAUUUGAAGAUCAUCAUGAAAUCGACAAUUUAACCACUGAUUAUGGUUUGAUUGAAUUGGAACCUGAAGAUCAGCCAUAACAUAGACAAUCUACUAUUAAAAUUGACAUAGCUAAGAUGUUUAUCAAGGCUGCCAAACCAAUUUAGAAGAAGAAAUCCAAUCAAGAUUAAUCUCCACCUAGUGAGAGAUCGAAUCAAAAGCAUAAUUCCAAGAUUAUCUCAUCUCCUCGUCAUCAAACCAUAAAUCAACAGAGCAAACCUGCCAAACAAUUAUUAGAAGCCACCUCAAGUCAAACAAGUGUUUUAAGAAGGAGAAGUGAUUCUCCUCAGGAGGAAAUUAGCAUCAAAGAGAAUAGCAAUAAUACUAGUUAAUCUAAUAAAAUGAAAGCCACCAUUACUUAAACUAUUCAAAAUACUACAGCCCCCAUCUCUUAAAAAGAGGAUCUGAUUAAACCAACUGUUACCAAGAGUCAAGAAAGAAGAAAGGCUGUGAUGAUAUCUUCAAUGAGUAAGCACUCCCUGCAAAUGAGAACAUAGAUUACUGAAUCUCGGAGGAGGUAGUCCAUACCUGUUAUAGAAAUUGCUAAGUUGUUCAUAGAAGAACAGAAGUUAGCUGAGGUAUCAGUAAUGCGAUUAUUUAAUAGUUAGAGGAACUCUUUGCGAAUAAUCCAAAUCUGCCGAUCAAUGAAAGAUUGAAAGAUGGAAAUACGUAUUUGAUUAUUGCAGCUCAAACUGGAAAUGUCGAAAUAGUUGAAUUACUUCUACGCAAGGGAUCCUUUGUAAACAUGUAAAAUGUAAGUGUCUCUUAUUAUUGUUUAAGAAUGAUGGAGACACUGCUUUGCACAAAGCUAUUGCAUACAAUUACUUUAACAUUGCUGACAUCUUGAUUUCUCAGGGAGCUUCAAACUUGAGGAAUAAUGAAGGUUUGACUCCUUGGCAAUUUGUGUAAUGA
Molecule: messenger RNA, 2594 nt
Organism: Paramecium octaurelia
Lineage: Eukaryota; Ciliophora; Oligohymenophorea; Peniculida; Parameciidae
Source: the annotation of a GenBank genome assembly